Molecule: messenger RNA, 798 nt
Organism: Chelmon rostratus (copperband butterflyfish)
Lineage: Eukaryota; Metazoa; Chordata; Actinopteri; Chaetodontiformes; Chaetodontidae
Gene: mettl21cb
Product: methyltransferase 21C, AARS1 lysin b
Exons: 4
Coding region: 1-798 (265 amino acids)
Biological process (GO): peptidyl-lysine methylation
Cellular component (GO): cytosol; cytoplasm
Molecular function (GO): protein-lysine N-methyltransferase activity
Source: RefSeq, a predicted model, not a curated record
AUGGAGAGAUUGUCCACCACCAGACAACCAGUCCGACAGAAGCAUCCUGCAAAGAAAGAGGUGGAUGAAAAAAAAACGGAUGGGAAACUGCAGGUGGAGCAGGGGACCACAGAUGAGGCGUUAACAGACCAAAAGAUGAUGGCUGGAGAGGCUUUGGACAGGAGGAACAUCUGGGAGCCGAGCGUUUACUAUGCGCUGGGAAAGGAGUCUUUUUAUUUUGCUGGUCAUGAAAUCAGCAUCCGCGAGUCUAUGGAUACUUACGGCGCUCUGAUCUGGCCCGGGGCCAUAGCUUUGUGCCAGUUCUUGGAGAAUAACCAGCAACAAGUGAGCCUGAUGGACAAGGCGGUGCUGGAGAUUGGAGCUGGGACUGGUUUGCUCUCAGUAGUGGCCAGUCUGCUUGGUGCUUGGGUGACAGCCACUGACCUGCCAGACAUCUUGUCCAAUCUGACCUUCAACCUUCUGCGGAACACCAAGGGCCGGUCCCGCUACACGCCUCAGGUGGCCGCCCUUACCUGGGGUCAAGACCUGGAGCGAGACUUUCCCCACCUGUCCUACCACUACGACUACGUGCUGGCAGCCGAUGUGGUCUAUCACCACGACUGCCUUGAAGAGCUGCUGGAAACCAUGCGUCACUUUUGCAGACCGAGAGGCCGAACGACGCUCCUGUGGGCCAACAAGAUCCGGUUCCGCUCUGACUUGAGGUUCACAGAGUGCUUCGAGAGGAGUUUCAACACCACGCUGCUCGUCGAGCUCCCACAGCAGGAGGUGAGGAUAUACAAGGCCACGGCGAGGGAGUGA